CUUGGCGUCCCAUUUGAUUUGACGACGCGACGACGCUCUGCUGGCUCUGCGCCGUGUGUGCUCUGUUUUUUUGCAUGCAAUCGCUGUUGUUGUGUGUUCGUCGGUCGGUACCUCACCUGCGAUAAGUUACAAAUAAGUAGUAUAGUUUGUGACAGGUUGUAUUCGGCUUCCAAAAAUGGAGGACAAAGAGCAGCCAAUGUCGUGCGACACUUUUGUCGUCCUCCCUCCGGGCACUCGCAACGGCUGCGUUGUCUUUGGUAAAAAUUCGGACCGACCAGGUGAUGAAGUGCAAGAGGUCAUUUACUUGCCCAGGACGUCUCACGGAACAGGGAAGAAAGUCCAGUGCACCUACAUUGAGAUCGACCAAACGGAGGAGACUUUAGCAGUGAUCUUGAGUAAGCCUUCCUGGAUGUGGGGUGCAGAGAUGGGUGCUAAUGAAUGUGGUGUAGUCAUCGGCAACGAAGCUCUCUUUACAAGGCUUAAUGGUACUCCGGAUGAUAGCGUAGAAAGGUUGCUGGGGAUGGACUUUGUGAGGCUAGGACUUGAAAGGGCAAAAACUGCACGUGAGGCGUUGGACGUGAUUGUAACUCUCCUAGCCGAGCACGGACAAGGAGGACGAUGCUCAGACACCUGUGAUAACUUAAUGUACCACAAUGGCUUCCUUAUCGCUGAUCGCAGCGAAGCCUGGGUGCUUGAAACCGUCGGAAAGCUUUGGGCUGCCGAAAAUAUCAAGAGUGGAUGUAGGAACAUAUCGAAUUGUUUGUCGAUCGGGACAAAGAUUGACCUCUGCAGUGAAGGACUGAAAGAUGCGGCGAAGCAACACGGCUUCUGGGAUGAAAGCAAAGGAGAAUUCAACUUUGCACUUGCCUUUGGAGAUGGGCACCUCAUAACGAGAUUUACGUGUGGGAAGCAACUGCUGGAGAAUCUUUCUGCAUCAGGAGAAUUUGACAUAAGGUCGAUGACCACAAUUCUGCGAGAUAAAGAUAGUGAAAUUUGCCGCGACCAAACUCAUGAAAGGCCAACCACUGCUAGUCAGGUAUCGGUACUAUCACCACUGACUUCGAACAGACAGUGCUGCCACUGGUUCACAGGGACACCAGACCCAUCCUUGUCAGUAUUUAAGCCCUUUGUGUUCUGCGACAACGUGCUUUCGUCACGGCACAUAGUUUCCCCCGUGUUCGAGAAGGACCCGGCUAAGAUGGUUCCACGAUUCCAGUUCACGGUAGAUCGUGCGCACAACCUCUACCGUCACCACCAGAAGGCAGUGCAAGCCAUGCGCGACGGUACUCCAACAGGCAAAGAGUUACACGCGUUGAUGACCGACCUUGAAGCAAAAUGCAUGCGCGAAGUUGACCAGUUCCUGGACGCUUCCGGCUCUCUCAGAGAACUUCAGGAGCUUUUCAAGGAUGUUGUCGAGACGGAGAUAAAGUUCUACAAAUAAGGGUCCCCCGAUAAAACGUAAACAAAGAGAGAGAGAGGGAUAUGUGACUUGGCACGCUCGAGCAUGCUGUCUUUACUGUAGAAUUUGGUUGCUCUUGCUAAUUUACAGCUGGCACAGUUCAAGUUAAUGUUUAGCAUCUGUGGCAAAAACAUAACCCGGAUUCAGUAGUCCCGCAUUAUAAUAGACGCAAGCAUAAUAUGGGAUUACGGUACAGAUGUUCUCAGCUGUGCAUGUGACGUGUUGCACCUCACGUUGUGAUAAAGCGAGACGUGUCGCGUUUACUGUGUCAAGCACAGGUUGGUUCUUUUGAAUGCUGAGUUGCAUUUAUUAUGUUUAUAUGUAAGAAUUUGCAGGUUUCAUGAAACGGGCAAUAUCUUAUUAGUGCAAUCAGGCUUGGUUCGCUAAAUACAGCUUUACUCUCCCCAUUUCAGUGCACAUGUUUAUUAGAGGCUUGAAAAAGUAUGCAGACGUGGAACUGGGAGAUGCAUUCUUGCUUGAUGUAGUGCUUCAUGUUCAGCGUGCGUGAACUCGAUAAUUGCUAGCAUUAGACUUCACAUGUCUAUGCAUUUAGCAAUGCUUCUGCCUCAAAGCUCAGGAGAUGUAUACUUUUUACUGUUUACCAAGACAUAGUACUUGCAAAAGAAUAAUGUUCUUGCAUCAGUGCUUGUCAAAAGCAACUGCUCUGUUCAGCUGCGAUGAAUUCAGUGCUUUUGCGGCAACGAUUGCAGCGUGCACGCGGAGGUAAUCGGAAAAUCGCAUUAUCCGGGAAAUCGUAUUAUCCGAAAAAUAAAAUUAUCCAAAAAUCGUAUUGUCUGAGAAAUCGCAUUAUCCGGAAAAUCGUAUUAUCCGAAAAAUCAAAUUAUCCAAAAAUCGUAUUGUCUGAGAAAUCGCAUUAUCCGGGAAAUCGUAUUAUCCGAAAAAUCAAAUUAUCCAAAAAUCGUAUUGUCUGAGAAAUCGCAUUAUCCGGGUAAUCGUACUAUCCGAAAAAUCAAAUUAUCCAAAAAAACGUAUUGUCUGAGAAAUCGCAUUAUCCGGGAAAUCGUAUUAUCUGAGAAAUCGCAUUGUCCGGAAAAUUGCACUGUCCGAAAAAUCCUACUACCCGGCAAAGCGCACUAUCCGGAAAUUCGUACCAUCCCAUAAAUCACACUGCUGUCCAAUAGAUUUAUUAUACUGUGAAUAGUGCACUGUGAAAGAGCAUUACGAGCGGGGCACAAAACAAAAGUAAAAGCACCAUGUGGGAAAUAAUACCAUCGAGGUGUCGCCGUAUCCCUCCUGGUAUACUGUGUGGAAGAGCCCACAUCAUGCCCUGCGACCGUGAACGCCGCUUUAUGUGGACAUUGGCUUGGCAUGUGUUCCCAUGCGCUUUCGAGGGCGAGUGGGAAAAUGUAUAUUCUUUUCUAUGAUGCAUCAUGGCUAGUGCGUUUUGCACCAGCAUGAAAAGUGCGUUUUCUGCACCGUUGUGUGAAUAUCGCAGACUUCCUGUUUGCCCUUCUUUAGCUAGUCUUUCCUGCUUGUCGGGGGAGCUUAUUUUGGGUUUCAGUUCCUAUCGAUGUGGCGCGACUUGUAUACACCAAAGAGGCAGAAAACAACAUUGCUAGAAAACAACAUUCCUGGCUUAUUUGUAUAUUUUGUGUUAUUGUAGUGCGUAUUGUCUCUGAGCCAAUAUAUGUGAACAAAUAUUUACGUUUGUGAUAUUAAAUCGAAACAGAAUAAUAUAACUGUCAAACAUGUUCGUAUUACUCCUACUGAAUUACUCGUAGUUGGUAUCCACAAGGACUCAAAGGUCUAAGCUCGGUUUGUUGGCAAUGAUCUGCUUUGGAGUACCAUGUCUUAUUUAUAUCUACUGUGUCAAAUGUUGUAUGCUUUCCAGCAUCGAAUUGUUUUUGUUGACUUUGGUUUUGAGCGUGAAACGUUAGCACAGAAUAUGCGCGUUGCCACUACUGUACUGGAUUGGUUGCUAUAUUUUGCGUAAAUAAAGUGUAGAAGCUUACGGUGCAAAUAACAGGUGGUACAGCAUGUCUGCUCCUCAUGGCGCAUAGGUCGUGUCUGCACCGAAUGAGUGUGGUACUUAAUUCGCGAAGGUCUUUUUAGGGGGAAGGUUUAGGUUAGGUUUAGGGAUCUUUCGUUUUUUACGCUGCAGAUAUUGUGUAACCACCUCUCAUAUGCCUGGUGCAAUAAAUUUCUUUAUGGUAUCAGC
Ornithodoros turicata is the source of this 3638-nucleotide messenger RNA. Its product is annotated as secernin-2-like. Lineage: Eukaryota; Metazoa; Arthropoda; Arachnida; Ixodida; Argasidae. Gene Ontology annotation, molecular function: dipeptidase activity; cysteine-type exopeptidase activity. The transcript has 8 exons. The record is from RefSeq and is a predicted model, not a curated record. Gene Ontology annotation, biological process: proteolysis. The coding region runs from base 176 to 1441 and encodes 421 amino acids.